CUUGCAGCCACGAACUGACCAACCAACGCAAUUUAUUACCAGACGAUGUGUAAAUGAUUCUGUCAGUGUGAGCAAGUAGGCCACGAUAGUUAUACCUUUUUUUCCUUCUUGUCGGUAACAAUGUUAAAGCUGAGCAAAAUGAUAGACUGAGAUCGCCGCGCGCUGUGUUUAAUAUCCAUUUUUUUUCAGUAGUACCUAGCGACUCCGGUCGCGGCGCGCUGUGCUCCUAUCAGUGGUUGGCUUUUUCCUUUGUGCAGCGAGGUCGGACCAGAGUGUAGAGGAAGGAGUUUUUGCCUUUUGAUACAAGUACCAAACAACGAACUUCCUGUCGAAGACUUCUAUCGAGACACAAUUUAGUAGACGCGCAUGAAGAAGAUAAUCAAUUAUGAGAGCUGCAGCGUAUGAUAAUGGAUGCGCGGUCGUCGGAGCGGGGGGCGAUAAUAUUGAAACUGCAAACUUUAUUUUCACCCGAAAUAAACAACUGGCGUCUGUGCAGGACAAACCCCUGUCCACUUCUUCCCCCCGCCGCUGCACAGGACCAUUUUGUGAACAGUCUGCCCGGGCCGGAACUACCACCGGCGGUGGCGGCAAAGAGCUGCUGUGCCGAGCUGCUUUGGUGCUCUAGAAGAGGACACGACGAGGAGGACCACUAGUGUAGUACCGGUAGGAGCAGUACACAUUACAGCUAGAAAUACAACUACCCGGACCAGGAACUAAGCGACCCCAGCGAGGCUGUAGUCCACGAGAAGUACUUACUACGGCUGGCAGCAGAAGUCGACGCCGGUUCCUCAAUACAGACGACCAGUCUAAGAAUAUCGGCGACACGGGUAGAGGAAAGACCGAUAGGUGUAAGCACCGAUUGGUUAAACUACAUCAAGCCCCGAAAAUUACUAAAGCGGACUACACCCGCCGAAGCGAAGCCGAUCGUCGGAUCAUAGGCCGGUGCAGACGAACGGGAGAAGUAAGUUCCGUCCGACCCUGAAGUCGUUCCAGCCUCAGUACUUCUCCCUAAAUCGGUUUUCAGUUGUUUUCCUUCUACACGACGGCACCUCGAGCUGCACCGAGAACUACUACCCAAACGACAUCAAAGAAGAGCGGACCUUUACUUUACGGACUUGAUCCAACCGUGAUACCAUGGCCUCCGUCGACUGGCAUAUCCCACAGAAAGAGACAGGGAUAGGGCAGAUUUGUAAUGCGUAGAAUGAAUCAACAGAAAGAACUCUCAAGGGGUUUUGCAUUACAAUUAUUUAUGCCCUAUGCCUGUUUUUUUCUGCUGGAUAUGGCUUCAUUUCUUCAAAGAAGAGAUCAAGAAUGACUCGCAGCGCAUACGGCUGCAAGCAGUCUCCCGGGCCCACCAAAUCGCGUACGCGAUUGGCACGCGGCGAACUGUGGACGAGCUGUAUCUUGAGCAAAAACGUCCCCACCCCAAGGUCAAGUUGGUAAAUCUGCAACACAAAUCUCCAAGUUUUGGGAGUUGUGCAUCACAAGUUUCCAGCUACAGCGUAGUGGUGGUUCGCAAGGGAAGCCGCAUGAGAAAGCCGCUUUCUCAUCCUGUUUACAGCACUACAAAUGCCAAAACACGUUUGGAAACGCGUCGCAUGGAGAUGCGCAUUGCAAAUGGUUAUGCCAUUGCGCAUUCGCAUGACAACUCUGGGGUAGGGACGUUUUUACACAGGAUAAGCUGAUUCCCUUCCUCUACGAGUCGUCGAAAAAAUAUCAAGUGCAAAAUUGCGUCCCAUACAGCAUUAUCAAAUGCAGCAAAUAUGGCGGGGUCUGGAAGGUUGUGAUAUGCAAAUCUGUGAAUUGUCAGCGCACUGCGAUACGCAGCCCAGCAUGACAAGUUAUUGAAGAUGAGCUGCUACGUGUUUCCUUUUGCUUUUCUGCAUUGCGAACUGCGUUUUGCAUGACAAACACGAGGCCCUUGUGUUGAUGCAUCAGAGAAGUAAGCGUAAUGCCAGACAAGCUUGACAAACUUGCAAUCUUCCAGACCUAGACAUAUUCGCGAAGCAUACGCAUACUGAAUAAAAUUGGGCACCGUCGAAGGAGCAUACACACUUUUACGCGUAACUGUUGACAUAGGUAGUUUUUACAUUAGCUCCACUGUGGUGUACAGGUUUUUGACAGAGACAUCAAUCGCCACACACACACACACACUUCCACAGCAACAUGCUGGCUGUGAUUUAGGAUUUUGGCAAACGAGAAAACAGUUUAGGAUUUUGGUAUUCAGUGUCGCUGGGGACGAUUUUCUUUACCACGAAAAACAAGACUACUUUAAUGACGACGAAUUUCUCUUCCGGACGGGGGAGCAGUACAUACUUCUGCUCGACUUCGUUGGCGGGAACCACCUCUGCCUCCUUAUCAACUGCAAAUAUGUCAACAUCUGGGUCUGAAGACCGGACAGCAGACAAUCUGUCAUGCUGAAGCCCGUGCAUGAGAAAGCGGCCGCUAUACAUUUGUACGGCAUGACAACUACGCAUUACAAUUAUUGUGAGCCCAAUUCUUGGGCAUUCUUUUUCCUUCGUGUUUAGCAUCACAACUGCAUGAGAAAAAAACUGGCCCACCGGGUCCACCAAAUACAGAUUUUAGAACCUCACAAAAAAUCCAGAUCCGGACAGAUUUGCAAUGCAUACUCCUGGAAGCGGUGCAAUGGCUCGCGCUGCAGGAAGAGACCGUGAUAAGAGAAAAGGCGAUUGAAGGUACAAAAGAAACUCUGAUUCGGCGUCAAUAAGUGUACUAGUUCUAGCGCUACCAAAAUUAGAUAAAUACAUCUUAUUCAUCAUCUGCAAGUGAGGCCCUUAUUCUGCGAUGACUUUUUUUUAUCAUCUACAAUGUUCGUUCUUGUGAAAAAAAAACAAAAACGGAACCAAAUCUUCGAUGCAUCUUCAGGGAUAAAGGAGAUAUGUAUACGCGGUCGCGUUAUGAACUGCAAAUAUGUCUGGGCCUGGGAGAUUGUGAGAUUUGUCAUGCUAGUCUGGCAUGACUCUAAACUCUGUAUUGCGUGCCCGCGAAGAGGUCCUCUUGUCUGUCAUGCAAAAACGCAGUUUCUCAUGCGGAGUGCGCAACUCUGAACCACGGAAAAACUUGUCAUGCUGGGGAGGGCAUUACAGUGUGCUCAAAAUUCCCUUCCUUGCAUCACAAGUUUCCAGACCCAGACAUUUUGUGCAUUUCAUACGCGUGAAUGUGCAGCAGGACGUCCUGCCAACGCUGGUGAAGUUGUCCCAGGCGGAAUGGUAUCAAAUGCAAAUAUGUCUGGGUCGUCUGGAACGUUGCAAGACUUGUCAUGCAGGUUUUCCAUGACCCACGAGGUCUGGAGUGCGAGAUCCAGCAUGACAGAUUCUCUGAGGUCUCCAUCGUGCCUUUCCUGCAUGAGAGACUCCCUCUCAACUUGGUCAAGAGCGGACAGCUUUUGGUACUCACGCAGCACAGAUUUUUGCAUCGUUCAGAUUUAGCAUGACAAGUUUUAAUUUAAUCUCCCAGACAUCCAGGGAUAUUUGCAAUGCAUAAAUGGUUCACGGCGCGCUUGAGCGUGUGCGGCCUGUUUGCCGCGGUCUACGCACGGGUGUCGGAAACGCAGAAGACCGAAUUGAGGAAGCUUUACAACAAUCUCGCGGCGGAUGAGACCCCGAUGGUGCGAAGAAGUGCGGCGCACCACCUGGCAGGUAUAAAUACUAAAGAGUUCGUUUUUAUUUACGUCGAUUCAGGAAAAGUACUGUUUCUUGCUUGUAGUAAGUUUUUUGUUUAGUAAAUGCAGUAGUGCUGUCCAUGACAAAAGUAUUGGACUUCUUCGUCGUUCGGUAUCGGUUGUACUAUGUCGAAAGCUAGAAGUAUGAACAGAGAUGAAUCAUGUAUAAACAGAAUUCGUCAAAGUUGUGGACAAGCAGAACUGCGUAUCCCCCAGAAAAAGACCGACAGGUCAUAUUUGUAAUGCAAAAAUAAAUAGACAAAAAAAUCUGUAUUGCAUGCCCUAAACAGGAUGUUAUGGCCUCGCCCAUGACAGAUUUUCCUGUGUAUUUAUUUUUGCAUUACAAAUAUGACCUGUCGGUCUUUUUCUGUGGGAUACUGCGUCGCAGACAUGAUCCCGGUCUACCGAAAUCUGGCCGCCGACGAUACCCAGGACGUCAUACGGACCUCUUGCAUCGAGACGUCCGCAAACUUUAUCAAAUGUAAAAGUGUCUGGGUCUGCAAGAUUCUGAGACUUGUCACGCACGGUUUGCAUGAGCUAUGACGUCUGUGAUGCAUGCUCUAGUAUCACAGGUUUUUUCAGGGAUUCUUGAUACCUAUUCCGCAUGACAAAUGCCCUCCCCGCGUAGCAAAAAUUAGAUUCCUUUUGCUGCUCAUGCAACACAAAUUUUUUAGACAUCCAAAUGCAGCAUCACAAGUUGCAUUCUUCCAGACCCAGACAUUUUUACAGUUGAUAAACUUGGUGCAGCUGCAAUUCAAGGGCGAUCCAGAGGGAAGCAAGCAGCACAUCCUGCCCAUCAUCACCGCUGCCUUGGUAUCCCACAGAAAAAGCAGGCAGGGCAUAUUGGUAAUGCAAAGAUAAAUACGGAAAAAAAUCUGCAUUGCAUAUCUGAAAUAGCAUGCUAUGGGCCCCCCCAUGGCAAAUUUUUCUGUGUUGUAUUCAUUUUUGCAUUACAAAUGUGCCCUGUCAGCUUUUUUCUCUCGGAUACUUGGAAGACAGGUCAUGGCGCGUCCGACUCAAAGUCGCGGAGCGAUUCGCGGUUUUGUGCGAGUAUAGUUACACCUGAUUCAUCACAUAAGUGCCUGCUCCUUGUCUUCGAGUUUGUACGAAAAUUGUUCUUAGGUAGUAAGUAGGACGAAGAUCAUUGCAGAAGGCAGUAACUUGCAGCAUUAUGUUGAAUGUUUAUCGAGUGAAAGUGAUGUAAUUGUAUUACACGAUCACGUUCCAGGGGCCUUGGCCAGGACGCGAUGACCCAAUUUUUGCUCGCCCCCUUUUAUCAAAUGUAAAAAUGUCUGGGUCUGGAAAUUUGUGAUGCAUUUCAGUCAACAACAAAUGCACUGUAAUGCGCCGCCACGCAUGAAAAGCUGCAUCGUGCUUCUGUGCUGCGUAUUCCGCAUGAGAAACUGCGUUUUUGCAUGACAGGCGAGAGAGGCUGUUUGUGGCCACGCAAUACAGAUUUAAGGGCCAUGCCAGAUCAGCAUGACAAAUCUCGCAAUCUUCCAGACCCAGACAUUUUUGCAAUCCAUACCUUUUCCAACAUGCUGAAGGACAUCGAGCAGGAGGUGCGAUAUGAAUUGCAAAAGCAUCGCACUAGUAUAUUUGCAUUACAAAUUGGCCCAGCAUUUUUACAAAUUAAGUUUGUAAUGCUGAUUUACCUUGAGAAGGAGAUUUGCAAUGCAUCAAUGCAAUAGUACUACGAGUGCGAUACUUUUGCACAGGAUAUGCGGACCGCGGCCACAAAAGCGAUCGGCGACUUGCUUGAGGCGGACCUGUUGACGCAAGACCAGUAUGAGAUGAAAAUAUGUCCAGGCUAGGAAUAAAAUUGAUGCACACGCUUGCUUUCUUGUCAUGCAGUUUUUUUGCAUCAAGCCGAUGAUCUGAAAUGCACACAGAAGCAUUUUUAAGUACAGGUUUUGGCAGGCUAAGUACUUCUCGAUGCCUAGCUCCUCGCAUAGGAAAUCGAAAUUCACUCUUCUCGUAACAAGAAGCGGACCACUUUCUUUUGCUGGAGCUGAUGCAAUACAAAUUUUUGUGUAGAAGUGGUCCUCGCGAGUUAAAUAGCGUCGUCACAGGUUAUUUGCUAGUAUUUUAUUCCAGGCGCAGACCUAUUUGCAAUGCAUAACCAGAUUCAGAGCUACGUGGUCAACUACUUCCAAAUUCUGGCGCUUGACAACAGUCAGCACGUGCGGUAUGGGAUUGGAAAAUCAACAAGCUUGGGGAAGGUGAAAAGUAGUCGUGCGACGCGGAAGUCUGCUGUGGAUUUAUUUGCAUGCUCCAAUCAUCUAUUGUUGCUUUAAUAUCUCUCGCAGCCUGCUGCGGGAGUGAGUUUCGAAGGGCUUCUUGACAUUGAUACACCGACUGAUUGGCUUUCACUACGACCGAUAGUUACGAUUCCAAAGUGACGUCGUUCUUGUCAUCAGCUGCUGCUGUGGAGCUCUAGUACUUCAGCACCUUCACACUGGGUCAGAGUUGCCUCUUGCAGUGACCAAAUGUAUCCGUUUUUGCAUCACGCACGACUCCGACUCGUUUACCGGGUAGCCCAAGCUUUUGUAGUGUCCAUAGUUGUGCUGCGGUAGCAAAAAUCAUCGGGCCGACCGGGAAGAAGCUCGGCCGAGACAUGACACAGGUAUAAAAAUCGAACAUGUUUGCUUUGUAAAUACCCCAGGAAGGCAGAUGUCUCUUAUGCUGUUUUUGCAUGACUAAGACUAAAAUAAAAAUUCUAGGAUGCAAGCCCUAGCUUAUUUGGAGAACAAAUAGCCACAGAGAUGCAUAGUCCUUUUAACCAGCAUCCCAAAUCCCAACUACAGAAACUGCUCCUGAAUUUCGUCUCGGACCUGAUCAAGGAUGAGUGCCACGACGUGCGGUAUGGAUCGCAAAAGUGUCUGGGUCUGGCAGGUUCUGAGACUUGUCAUGCAUGUUUUGCAUGACCAAGGAUGUCUGUACUGCACGACCUAGCCUCGCAGAUUUUUAGAGGGCUUCCUGAUGCCUACUGCGCAUGAAAAACGCCCUCCCCGCGUAGCACAGACUAGACUUCUCUUGCUGGUCAUGCAAUACAUAUUUUUUUAGAGUCCAAAUUUAGCAUCACAAGUUCCAACCUUCCAGAGCCAGACAUUUUUGCAAUUCACAUGCGGCUGCAUAUGGUGAUUUUCGCGACCGACGUGUGCACGCUGCUUGGGCCCCAGGACGCCGCGGCGCACAGCUUGCUGAAUGGAAUCAACGGGGUAAUUAUGGACAAGCACUGGCGGAUCCGGCGCACAGUGGUCGAGAUGCUGCCCGCGCUGGCGAAGAAUUUCGGGCUGGAAAACUUCCAGCGAAUCGAGUCUAUCUUCAUGAUAUCAACAGCACAUAAUAUGUCUGGUUCUGAAAAGAUGCAGACACAUUGUCAUGGUGAUCUUUGCAGGUUGCCGGAGGCCUGCAUGACCGAGAAGCAUGGGAAGUUCAUCUCCGAUGCUUCAUCGCGCGAGUUUAGUCGUGUUUGGCAUUACAAAAAACCGGCUUUAGACAGCAUUAGAUAGAAGAAGUCCAGAGAUAUUUGCAAAUCAUACACGAAAGCGCUGAAGGAUUCGGUGCACGCCGUCCGCAUGGCCGCCGUGGACCAGUGCGCGCACUUCUGCAAGCACUUUGGCAACGAGUGGGCGACGGGCACCUUCAUACCAACUCUGCUCAACGAGUAUAGUGGACUGUAGUUUUGUUGCUAGUUAUUUUCAUGGUAUAAUGGUCUCGUGACCAAUAGUAGUACCUACAGCAACUUACUUACUACCACUUUGAUGAUAUUAGAUACUAGUCUCACGACGACCCUGGAAGUAGUAGAUCACCGGUAUGAGGCUACAGUCGAAAACCAGUAUGAAGAAUUCAUUCUGUUGUGCGGGAGAAGAAAAAAAGGUCGAGACAAGAACUGUUGGAGAUUUACAUUCCUUCAACAAGCGUGGCCCUUAUCUAUCAGGUUUUCCCAGAAGUCCGGACACUGCAUCCGGCUCACGGUUCUGCAGACCGUGGUACCCCUGGGUGAAGUGCUGUCAGCCGCACAAACGGAAUCGAUGCUGGGACCCCUGCUCAUAAAGGCGCUGAACGACGUCGUGCCCAACGUGAAAUACCGAGCUUGUAUUGAUGUUUGUUAAUAGUUUUUUCACAUUUAGUGCCUUUUCUCUGAAAUUCAUCACCACGAACCGAAUUAAUUCUUAUUCUUAAGGUAGUACUGAAAAGAUACAUCAAUAUCAAAACUUUAAAAACAACAACAGGCAAGCUCGCCCCUUCCUUUUGCAAGGACACGACCGUAACACUGGACUACGUCACCAAGGAAGUCCGGCCGGUCCUGGAGAAACUCACCUCCGUAUCAGGAGGAAAAAUCCCCCUUCCCCACCAUAGUUUGUAAUGCUGAUUUAUUGUGUAGUACACAAAUCAGCCCUGUCUUGCGAGAAAGCAACCCCCCACAUGCAGCUAGUCGGCCGCAUGACGUACAGCUAACCUACAGGGCAGGCGUCUGCGAUGCGCAGCGACUUGACGUAAGCGCCGUAGUUCCCAGACUGAGGAUCCAUCUUGCGGUCUCUCACUGCAAGACUGAUUCCUGUACGCAAGUUCAACAGCAUCAGAAACUGCUCUUUUAAUGUGGGGAAGAAGGGGAUCAUUUUUCUUUCUGAUACCCUGAGGCGCAUCUGGAAGUGCAGCAGGCUGCUUUCCUUGCCAAGGACGCAGUUGACGAGCUGAUCAAAAAUGGGAAACCGAAUAUGGAAGAAAAAAAAGACUCGUGCUAGUGUAGCUUUGUGACGAUGCGCAACACACUAGUAGUACCGGUGCCUGUCAUGCUUGUCAUGCAUUCUUGCAGGGCCCAUUCCUGGACUUAUUUUUCGCGUGCUUACUAUCCGCGCAUGACAGGGCGAGGUUUUUGCGGUCAUUCCAGGCAGAUGUGUCAUGCUGUUCCUUCCAAAAAGUUACACGUACGCAUCUUUUUUUGCUUGGAUAGCGAGCUAACCGAACUCAUGCUGCAGUAGGAAGCGAGUAUAAAAGAGUUUCAACAUGAAGAGACUCUUUUCUCGCGGAUCGAAGGCGAAACAGCGACAACCGCAUCUUCUAGCGAAGAUCGCAAUUUAGCGACAGUACUAGACGAGCAGCCAUGGAUGCGACGCGAAACACCUCUGAAUAGUUUGAAAAUACUAGUCUCUUUCUUUCACAAGUCUUCUUUGGUAUUAUCUCAGUUUUAUAGCAAAUUCAACACAUUCACAGUUUUUAUAGUCUUUGUAAGUCACCAAAAUCUUCGUCCAGAAAAGGACGGAGCGGUACGCAGUAUCGUGAGUUUAUCUAGUCUGACAGCAGGAGAUAAUGUUAAAAAAAUGAAUAGCAUAUAAUUGCGAGCCGUAGUACAAAAAGUCUUAAGCAAACGCAGCUCCUUCUAAAGUCCGCCGUGCGAGGACACGGGCUCUACUCACAAAAAGGGUGCCUUGCUUUGCUGUGCUGACCACCCGUGCCGGCGACGAGUUUCUGUUGCCACUACAGGAGCUACAACAUGUCUAUGCGAAAUAAAGCUGAUUCCGACCCGACUACAGUACCCGAAGUAGAUCCUUGCUUGUUUCCAGCACAGUAAGACGACGUAGCGACAUCGCGGUGAAAGAUUUUAUUUUCCCCUGUUUUUAAGUACCCUCAAAUAGCAGGAAAAGCCCCCCUGAACCCAUAAGCAUAAAAAGGUGGCAUGCGAGAUUCUUGCCAUGGCUCGUCAUAGAAAAGUUCUGACGAAGCCUGCCCCGCAGCGUGAUCACAAACUUGG
This is a messenger RNA of Amoebophrya sp. A120, 9440 nucleotides long. The record is from the annotation of a GenBank genome assembly. Lineage: Eukaryota; Dinophyceae; Syndiniales; Amoebophryaceae.